This is a messenger RNA of Ailuropoda melanoleuca (giant panda), 3312 nucleotides long. It is a transcript of the gene GASK1A, whose product is annotated as golgi associated kinase 1A. The transcript is spliced from 5 exons. The coding region runs from base 496 to 2232 and encodes 578 amino acids. Gene Ontology annotation, cellular component: Golgi apparatus. The record is from RefSeq and is a predicted model, not a curated record. Lineage: Eukaryota; Metazoa; Chordata; Mammalia; Carnivora; Ursidae.
ACCCGGCGGGUGGGACCCAUUCCUUCCUAGUACCUGGGCCCCUGCUCCAGGCGGCUCUGGCUGCCUAGCCAGGGGAAGGGCUUUUAUUGUGAAAGGAGCUCCCCCCUCCUUCGCUUUCGGGGAAGUGGGGAGGCUGGGCUGGAACGCGCAGCAGGGACUUCGCAAACUCUGCAAACGUCCCUAGCUGAUCGCGGAGGCUCGCGGCUGUUGGAAGGCUCCUGCAGAACCGCAGAUCCUCAGACACGCAGAUCCCCCGUGGUCUGGAGAUCCCACACCUCCUCUAGCAACCCCACCUGCAGAGCAUCCCUGAGCGCACCGCACACCCAGGAAUUGUGCGGCCCUUGGCCGCUGGGAAGCUGUGGACCUUCGGUCCGGGAAACCCGAGCCCAGGGAAGCCUUGGAGAGUCACGGAGCAAGGGGCGGCCCCCGGGGCUGUGGGAUGAGCUGGAGAGCCGGCUGAGAUCGUGGAAGAGCAGGUCCAGCCACACAGGGGACAUGGCAUCUUGGCUCUGGAGAAAGCUGCGUGGCAAGAGGCGGUUGGUGAUGGCAUUCUGCCUCUUGAUGACUCUGUCUGUGGUGACUGUCACCCGGUUCCCCCCACAGCAUCCAGUUACUGGCCCAGACCCUGGUCCCAUGGAGCCCCAGGAGGUCACUGGAGCCCCUGGCCCCCACAGCCGGCAGGGUCUGAGCUCCGGCUGGAGGCAGCGGGCAAGAGACCUAGGGUUCUGGAGAGGCUGGGCCUUGCCUAAGAAUCCCAUCCCGGUGUGUGCUGAGGGGCAAGGCCACAGAGGGACAGUGGACAGAAGCAGCAAGUCCCUGGGAGAGGACAGCAGGCAUCCAGGGAGGGUCAGGAGGGACAUUACUUUGGCCUCUCUAGGAGAUUUGAGACUCACUACCUCACGUCUUGUGCUGCUGAGGGACGGUAAGGUCAGGGGUCCAGGAGGCAAAGACUUGGGUCCCCCCUGGCAUGAGGAUCCCAUCGGAGAGGCACAGAAUGAGACUGGCACCCUGGUUGGCCCUGUAACAGGACGUGGCAUGACCGCUUUACAGGCUUGGAGAGCUGCUGCUGGACUAACCCUCUGGCCCCACCCAGUGGAAGGCAGGAAUGUGCCAGGAGCUAGGAACGGAGCUGUGACUAGUAGGCGACAAGCAGGGCAUCCCACCCCAGCUACAGGGGCUCGUCGGUGGCCGGGCUCUGUUGAGGAGCUGCAAAGAUCUGUCUGGUGUGGUGCCGAGACCCCUGAGCUGUUGAGCAGCUUGAAGACCGGUGGGCAGGUUCCCCCGUGGCUCACAGAGCAUGAUGUGCAAAUGCUCCAGCUGUUGGCCCAGGCGGAGGUGGUGGCCAAAGCCAGGGUCCCUGGCCAUGGGCAGGUGCUGCAGGUUGGCUUCUCCAGUGAGAGUGCCCUUCAGAACAUGUCUUCUGGGCUCAGCCAUCUCUGCUCCCAGGGGCUCUGCGGCCUGAUCAAGAGGCCUGGGGACCUGCCGGAGGUCCUGUCCUUCCAUGUGGACCGUGUGCUGGGGCUGCGCCGGAGCCUCCCUGCUGUGGCCCGGAACUUCCAGAGCUCCCUGCUGCCCUACCGAUACACGGAUGGUAGCACCAGGCCCGUCAUCUGGUGGGCGCCUGACGUGCAGCACCUCGGCGACCCAGACGAUGACCAGAACUCUCUGUCCUUGGGCUGGCUGCAGUACCAGGCCUUGUUGGCCCGUGGCUGCAGCUGGCCAAGCCAGGCCCCCUGCCUGGGCAUCCACCACACUGAAUGGGCACGCCUGGCGCUCUUCGACUUCCUGCUGCAGGUGCAUGACCGCCUGGACCGCUACUGCUGCGGCUUCGAGCCCGAGCCGUCAGACCCCUGCGUGGAAGAGAGGCUCCGGGAGAAGUGCCGGAACCCGGGCGAGCUGCGGCUGGUCCACAUCCUGGUCCGGAGCAGUGAUCCAUCCCAUCUGGUCUACAUCGAUAAUGCCGGCAACCUUCAGCAUCCUGAGGACAAGCUGAACUUCCGGCUGCUGGAGGGCAUCGACCGGUUUCCUGAGUCGGUCGUGCAGGUUCUCGCCUCAGGGUGUCUACAGAACAUGCUGCUCAAGUCGCUGCGGAUGGACCCCGUGUUCUGGGACAGUCAGGGCGGGAGACAGGGCCUGGAGCGGGUUCUCCGGACCCUGGCGCGGCGAGGCCAGGUGCUGCUGGAGCACAUCCGGAAGCACAACCUCACGCUCUUCAGGGACGAGGCCUCGUGAGCUCCCUGCUGCCCAGCGGGGGCCUCACAGCACCACCUGACUGGAUAAGCACCCAUCCUGGGGGCCACGUUCUCUCGGGUCCCCCCAGCUUGAAGACAAACGGGAAAGGCCAGAAGAAACCAGAGGAUACCGUGGAUGUCCAGAUGUCCCACCUGCUUGGGACAGUGAAGGUGGUGGGGGGUGGUGCGUUUUCCAUCUUCCCACCCUCCUUUCUGCCUUUUCAGCUCUGGCUGUUUACUCCCUUGCACCAAUAAAUAUAUUCAAGAAUGUUCUGUGUACCGCUCCAGAUACCAUAAAAUUGUGCGUCCCACAUGCAUAUGUAGAGUGGACGUGUGCGCGCGCACAUGUGUGUGUGUGUGCGCGUGUGUGCGUGAAGGUUCCCCCUGAAGACACCAAGCCAGAAGUCAGUAAGCAAGUAAGCAAGGCCCCAAGCUUCCAGCAAACACUUCUGUGUCCUGAUGUGAACAGGUCUGCUCAGCACAGAAAGGCGGACCCAUAAACAGUGUGUGGCCGCCCAGCUUGCCCAGAGCAUGUCAACUGCCCAGGGCACGGGAGGGCAGGACCCAGCACUCUGCUCAGGCUGCUCAGCAAAGACACUGUCACCAGCGCUGCCCUCAGCACGGGCCUCUUCCUCCCUCUGGAUGGUAGCGGGCGGAGGGAGGCUCCAAUCCCAGCUCUGCCCACAUCCUCAGAACUCCAGGGUUGAGCCCCGCCCUCCCAGGCUCCAGGGGGCCGCAGGCCUCUCAUGGUGCCGGUCCUCAACAGGUAGCCCUGCCCUCCCUGCCUCCUGCCUCAGAGGGCCUUUUGGAAUGUAGGUACCCUUGUGGUUUUGUCUCUUCUGAUUUUCAGAGGACUGGACUUGAACGAAGGAGCUCUGGGUUCAGAUCUGGCCUGGGCCACUUCAUGGUUAGCCAACGACUAAUGUUUACUGAGCACCUGCCAUAAUAACUGGUAACAUUUCCCGGGCGAUGACGAUGCACCAGGCACUGUGACGGCGGUUUGCGUGGAUCAGAGCAUGUACCCUCCCUGCACGCCGAUGGCUACGUGGGGUAUUAGCAUCUCCACCGUGCAAAUGAGGCA